CGGACCCGGAGCUUGGGCCAGAGCAGAGCCCGGAGCCGGGGCUUGGUCCUCCUAGCUGCCCCGGACUAGACGGGACGGCCCGGCCGCGGUGCCCGCGAUGGAGCUGCGGGGCCUGCCCAGGCGCACCUGAGGGGAGGGGGGCCGGAGCGGAGGGGCCAUGAGCUCAGUGUGGAAGCGGCUCCAGCGCGUGGGCAAACGCGCAGCUAAGUUUCACUUCGUGGCGUGUUACCAGGAGCUGGUGGUGGAGUGCACCAAGAAAUGGCAGCCAGACAAGCUGGUGGUGGUGUGGACCCGGAGGAACCGGCGCAUCUGCUCCAAGGCCCACAGCUGGCAGCCUGGGAUCCAGAACCCUUACCGGGGGAUGGUGGUAUGGAUGGUGCCAGAGAAUGUGGACAUCUCGGUGACCCUCUAUCGGGUGAGCCCCCAUCAGUGUGCUGUCUCCCUUCAGGGAACUAGGCAGGUAGUAACACAGGGGUGUGAAGGAGGCAGCAGUAAUCCUGAGCUCAGCAAGCGCUUAUGAAGCACUUACUGUAUGCUUGGCUCUGGGGAGGGGGGAGAGACACCAAGUUCUGAUUGGACCCAGAACAAGAAGAACAGAACAUGGAGCUCAGAGUCCAGGGGAGAAAAAGAAUACUGAUUCUUUUUUUGAAUCCACAUUUCUGAUUUCUGCAGGCAAGGAAAUUCCCUGCACCAAUGAAGGAAGAAAUAAAGGGAGGGAGGGAGAGAGAAA
This is a messenger RNA of Gracilinanus agilis (Agile Gracile Mouse Opossum), 730 nucleotides long. RefSeq names its product EH domain-binding protein 1-like protein 1. The transcript is spliced from 3 exons. Lineage: Eukaryota; Metazoa; Chordata; Mammalia; Didelphimorphia; Didelphidae. Bases 158 to 520 code for a protein of 120 amino acids. The record is from RefSeq and is a predicted model, not a curated record.